Molecule: messenger RNA, 1248 nt
Organism: Diachasmimorpha longicaudata
Lineage: Eukaryota; Metazoa; Arthropoda; Insecta; Hymenoptera; Braconidae
Product: zinc finger protein 239
Exons: 4
Coding region: 541-1179 (212 amino acids)
Biological process (GO): regulation of gene expression
Cellular component (GO): nucleus
Source: RefSeq, a predicted model, not a curated record
GAACUACGUAAAUAUUUUUGGAGUGCAUUAUAAAAUGACUAAUAGUUUUUCUCUUCACGAAUAUUUCUUCCACUGAGAAUCCACGAACUAGUCUCUAUUCAUAGAAUUUUUAAAGUACAAAAUGAUGAAGCAUGACGACGAUAAAAAUUGUCCUGGACAAUAUUGCCCCGGUGAUAACGCAGAAUUUAGAUCGUACGGACAAUCAGUAUGAAUGGAGAGAGUAAUAUCCUCCAGAUGACAAAUGAGAUAUCGUCGCGACGGGAUGUCCGCUCUUCACGACUAUUAGAAUCGAGUUAAAAGUGUGCGGCACCCCAUCAACGUGUUUAUGAAGGUGUUAUUCAUUGUCAUGGAACAUCACCUGAGAAACCCCGCCUACUAUUACGCGGGGAAUUAGGGAAAACCGCCCCUGGCAUGCGCGAUACCGAUUUUUUUCAUCGUUUAAGGGUUUUCGAUUUUUUUGAAUGUUUGAUAGACCUCACAGGUCUUUCACAUUUCUUCUCGCACUGAUCUUACGCGAAUCCGUUACGGUAGUCCGGAAAUAUGUCGGGGGUCGGUAUUUGCGACCAAGAGGCACCGUUGGAUCUCAGUUUUCGGGGGCGGAACGGAUUCCGAUCCAUUGGGGAUAAGAAAUUGCCCUGUGGUAGCUGCGGAAAGUAUUUCGAUCGUCCAUCGUUGCUGAAGAGACAUAUCCGGACGCAUACAGGUGAAAAACCCCACGGCUGUGCAGUCUGUGGAAAAAUGUUCAGCACGAGCAGUUCCCUGAAUACUCACGUGAGAAUUCACACUGGGGAACGUCCGCACGAAUGCUCCAUAUGCGGAAAACGCUUCACCGCCUCUUCGAACCUCUACUAUCACCGCAUGACGCAUUACAAGGAGAAGCCCCACAAGUGCAAUGACUGCGAGAGGUCCUUUCCCACCCCUGGGGAUCUGAGAGCUCACAGUUAUUCGCACACGGGAAACUGGCCGUUCAAAUGCCCCGUCUGCGGAAGGGGUUUCUGCAAGCCCGGAGCUUUCCAUCAUCAUGUAGAAUUGCACAGUGGGAAUUUUCAACACACCUGCAAGCUCUGCCUCGGAAAAUUUCCGUCACUAAACGGUCUCCGGACUCACGCAAAAACCCACCUCAUCAAACCGUUCCCCCAUCCAAGUAAAAUCGUCUCCUGGAGUCAAUGGUUCCAAUGAAAAUGGAAGAACUAGGGGAAUCAUCAUGGUAUCAGAGGGAGAAUGCAGGAGAAUAAAAAGAUCUUUUGG